Rana temporaria (common frog) is the source of this 1961-nucleotide messenger RNA. Its product is annotated as beta-1,3-galactosyltransferase 5-like. Gene Ontology annotation, cellular component: membrane. The record is from RefSeq and is a predicted model, not a curated record. The transcript is spliced from 2 exons. The coding region runs from base 4 to 1044 and encodes 346 amino acids. Lineage: Eukaryota; Metazoa; Chordata; Amphibia; Anura; Ranidae. Gene Ontology annotation, molecular function: protein N-acetylglucosaminyltransferase activity.
AUAAUGAGACAUAAGAGUAUCCUCCUAAGCGCCUCCUUGUUUUCCAUCACGACUUUUCUAAUGACGAGAUGGAUCGUGAACACCAAGAGCAACACCCAAAUGAUGCAACCUUCCCCAACACCAGCCAGAGCGCCGCUCCCUAUAAAGAGGCAGUCAGUAACCCUGUCCAGUGGCACCUACACUUAUCAUCUGAACCUAACCAGGUUUGAGGCGGAGUUCCCACAACUACAAAGUUACAAUUGCACACUCAUCCAGGAGCCAACCCAAGAGGAACAAGGAGCAAACAACCAAAAACUUCUGAUCCUGGCGGUGAAAUCCCAACCCAGUACUGGGGCAAGGAGGUCAGAACUACGGAAGACAUGGGCUAAGGAGAGAGAGAUAAAUGGAUACAGAAUUAAACCGAUAUUCUUGUUGGGAAAGACGGAUGUGAAAGGAUAUAUGGAAAUCGUGAAAUAUGAGAGCCAAGAGCAUGGUGACAUUCUACAAUGGGACAUGAGUGAAGGACACCAUAACUUGUCCUUGAAAGAACAGUGUUUCUUGAAGUGGAUGUAUCUCAAGUUACCACAAGUGGACCACAUUUUUAAAGUUGACGAUGAUGAAUUUGUGAACCCAGACGUGAUUGUACAGUAUAUUACAGAAUAUGGAUCCCCAGAUACAAUUCAUGGUUUUCACUAUCAUAGGCCACCUGUCAUGCGUCAGACCAAAUACAGCAUCACAAAGAGUCUGUACCCUCAGGAACAUUAUCCAGCUUUUGUCUCCGGUGGCGGUUUUCUGUUCCCAGGAGCCUCAGUGACCGGCCUGUACAACGCCUCCCUUCUACUCCCUGUAUUCCCAUUGGAUGAUGUAUAUUUUGGAUUUCUCACCGUGGCGGCCAACCUAACCUUUCGACAUGACAGUCGCUUCUACGUGAAAGGAUUAAAGUACGAUGUGUGUAAGUACAAAGAAGCCCUGGUGGUCCACGGUAUUAAUGAAGAGAACAUGGCACGGAUAUGGCAGGAAGUACAGAACAGCGAAUGCCACAAGGUCAAAGUCACGUCAAGCUGACGGACAGACGUACAGACAAGGGACUGCAACAAACGGGGUGGGAAAAAACUCAUUGCUCAAUACAAGGAGUAAAACACAUCUGACUGGAUGGUGGAGGCUAAAUAAUGGAUCCAUGUUUUUAGAAUAUUAUUCAUUAUUUAUGGGAAGGCAGAGUGGAAGGUCCUUAUGAGCCCCAUAUUGUGGCAUUAUUAUAAAGGCGAUAGUUGGCCGAGCAAGUAUGGUGUCCGAUGCCUGAGGCCCUUUCUUUGAUAAGACCUCUAAAUUAUGUGGUUACUGCCUGUACUGAGCGCCAUUCACAUUUCUAUAGGACAAUUAUCACAAUUUUGUUUAUUUUUAAUCAUAUGUUCAAAUGUCUAUUCACGUUAUUUAACCACUUGCCGACCGACCAACAGUAAUUUUAGUGCUGACUGGGCACGCUAUGUACCAGUGCAUCGCCCCGCUCAUGCGCACUGUGCAAGCCCCCCUGGGGCACGCAGAAGCAUGAUCUGGGACUGCUGUGUCCACUAGACACAGCAGGUUGUGGUGCUCGGUCUCGGGCCGCUGUGACCGGCCCCAAUACCACGUGAUCACUGUGCGAUCACAUGUUACUUAGUAAACACUCAUGAAUGGAAUCUAUUCAUGAGAUCAAUGUUUACUACUGUGUGAUCUGUGAUUGGUCACCAGUGAUCACAUUGCACCUGGGCCAAUCACAGUACCCCGUACCAUCUGAUAGCUGUGGCCAAUCACAGCAUCACAAUAGGGAAAAAAUAAGUCAUGAAUGUAAGUCAAAAAAGAAAGAAAAAGAAGGUUUGAAGGCUUUGAGUAUUUGCUGUACUGUAGAAGCUAGGCUUUGAGCUAGCUGCCAUGAAGAGCCUAAGGCCUUGUACACAUGAUAGGAUCGCCAGAGGACACCGGUCUGAAGGACCGUUUUCAUCAGU